Molecule: messenger RNA, 2438 nt
Organism: Benincasa hispida (wax gourd)
Lineage: Eukaryota; Viridiplantae; Streptophyta; Magnoliopsida; Cucurbitales; Cucurbitaceae
Source: RefSeq, a predicted model, not a curated record
GAAAAAAGGGGAAAGUUUUUUUCUUUUAUUUUCCUUUUUUCCUCUCUCUCUCCACGCGUUAGCUCUCUACCCCCUUCCCCCCUUGUUUUCAUUUUCUACAAGCACCAAAGCCCUAGCCGCCCAGACCUCCAUUCAUCGUCAUCGAACUCAGCGCGCCUAGACCUCCAUCUGUCGCUCGUCGAACUAAGCACCACCCAGACUUCCGUCCUCCGUUCGGUCUUUGAGGCUUAGUGCCACUUCGGCUGGUCGUCUUCUACAUGCGCGAGCUCCAAGCUACGAUUAGAGGUCACCGUUCAUGGUCUGAAGCCGUUCGCGGACCUGAAGCUGGUGUGGAUUUUCUUGUCACCAGCCUCGUCGUUCGCUAUCGCAGGGACCACCGGCCUUGCCAGUUGUCGUCACUCGCGAUUUCUGCUAGUCUUGCUGUCAAGUUCUCCAAUCGUGACUUUGUCAUAAUCUUGAGCUUUUGGUAAAGAUAUUUGGGUUUUGUUGUUUUUCUUGAAUAGAUGUUGAAUACCCAUUAAGUUCGUGUUGAAGCUGGUUUUAUUUACAUUAUUUUGAUUUUUAGAUGCAAGUUUUGAGAGGAGUUGGGGUGUUGUCGUUUUGAGAGGAGUUGAGGUGUUGUCCACUUGAUCUGAGACCGCUUUCAACAAGAUUUAGGUAGGUUUUGAGUUUUUCUAUGGAUAAUUUUUAGUUACCCACUAAGUAUCGGCUUAAUUAUUAAUAUAGAAUGUGCAUCGAGGUUAUGGUUUAUUGAUUGUUUUCAAAUUCAAUCUUUGAGGUUAGAUUCGAGGUUUGGAGAUCAGUGGCGUGCUUUCUAGCAGGAUUAAAGAUUAUUCGAUCCUUUCAUUGGUUUUAGUUCAAGUAAAUUGUUGGAGUUGGUUAUCGAGAUAACUUUCUUUGACUUAAUUUGAGCUAAGUGAAUCUGUUACCAAUGCUUCCGUGUCAAGCACCCUAAUUUAGAUUUAUCAAGUUACUAAUUGGAAUCUAGAAGUUAAGUCUUGGAAUUUGUGAUACGUUCUUGUUGCAUGAAUGUUUCUUUAUUUGAGGAGUUUGAGCAUGUCUAAGCUUGUAUGCUAUGUUAUGUUAUGAGCUAUGGGACUACUCAUGAAAUUUAUUUAUAUGUUGUAUGAUUAGACUAGUAGGGGUGAUAUGUCGUCUCAUCUCGAUGCAUGUUUAUUUAUAGGGGACCAAUGGGUCCAAUUUCAUGUUUGACGGUGUGCCUUCGGGCCACUAGACAUACGUGAAUAAACGGGUUCACGUUUAUGUUACUUUUUCAUGUUUGACGGUGAGCCUUUAGGCCCUAGACAUUCGUGAACUGACAGGCUCACGAUAUGUUUCUUUUCCAUGAUUAACAGUGUGUCCCAGGCCACUAGAAAUGCGAGUUGAUGCGAGUAAGGUUAUCCCUUUAGUUAGCCAUGCAGGAACAGUUUCAUCAUGCAUGUUCCACUAACCUCAGACAUUCAUUGCAUGUGAAUGCACUGCCUAUUCUCGAUAAUGGAAUCACUUACUGAGUAUUUUAUAGUUAUCCUUUAUGUCUACAUGUUUUUCAAGUAAGGGCAAGGACACCCGGGCGACUGACAAGAGGAAUCCAUGACAGGGCCAACGAGUGAAAUUCCCUUGUCUUCACUAACAAAACGGUCCCACCACCGUGUUCUUCAACCGAAAAAUAGUGAGAUUUACCGUUGGUGGUGUCAAUCGAGCACGGAGAGGAAGAUUGCGGUGGAUUCUACAAAGUCAUGCAACAUUGACCAGGUAAUCGUGGACGAGGUCCACGAUUAUCCUAAGUCGAGUACACGACUUAGUGGUCCCAUAAACCCAACGACCCUUUCCCUUUCCUCCCAUCCGAAGCUUUUGAACCUUCUUCCUCUCUCACAGUCACCGGUCGCCUACUCUGUCGCCGUCCAAUCAAUUGUCGCCGUCUUCGAUCUUUUUGCUGCUGCCACCAUGAGCCGAUCUACCACCUGCCAUCCUUCUUCUCGUCGAUCUACCAUCCGCCUUAGGCUAACAUUCUAGAAGAAAAGAGAUAAGCGAAGCACUCGAUCGUGGGGACAUGUAUACAGAAUAUACCAUAAGAAAGCUUAAGAAGUAGGGGAAAAUGAGCAUCUAUGCACGCAGUGACAUCUAUUGAUAGAGAAACUCAAAUUUUUGAAGUACAAACUGGCAUAAGUAUGAUUUCUCCUAUAAAAACCAACGCAUACAAGUUGUGAGCUUCAAAGAAGGAACUUGUUCUUGUAAUAAGUGGUAGUCAUUCAAGAUUCCAUGUCCUCAUCUAAUUGCAGUUUGUAAUUAUAUGUGUUUGACAUACAUACCUCUUAUUGAUGAACGUAACAAAUUGUCCCAUUUCAAGCGAUGUUAUGAAGGUCGCUUCCAUCCAAUACAACACCCAGAUUAUUGGCCAAAAUUAUCAUUUACAGAAGUUCGUCUAAAUGUAGACUUAC